AUGGCCCUUGUUGAUACCCAUCAUCAUUUUGUCCCCGACUUCUAUGCUCAAGCGGUCGAGGAGGCCGGAGGGGACCCAUCUGGCUGGCCAACCCCUUCUUGGUCACUCGAGGGCUCGAUUGCGUUCAACGAAAGAGUCGGCACUACCAAAACAAUAUUGUCAUUGACAGCUCCUGGAGCUAUCAUAGCCCCGACUGACGAGAAAAGAAGGGCAUUGGCACGCAAAUCCAACGAAUUCGCCGCCGCAAAGCGUGAUGAGGAACCGGACAGAUGGGGAUUUUUCGCCGCCUUACCAUGUCUUCUUGAUACCGAGGGCGCCUUGACCGAGAUAAUAUACUCUCUUGAAGUGUUGAAAGCUGAUGGUGUCACACUUUUCACAAGAUAUGGUGCUGGCAAUCAGUAUCUGGGCGAUGCAGCCUUCAAGCCUAUCUGGGAAGAGUUAGAUUCGAGGAAGGCAGUCGUCUUUAUUCACCCUACGCAUGCCGCCGAUACAACGCGUGUCAAUCCCCUUUUACCACAACCAGCCAUUGACUAUCCCCACGAGACCACGAGAACGGCCGUUGACAUGAUCAUCACCAACACCAAAAGAACAUACUCGUCCUGUAAAGUGAUUCUCUCUCAUGCUGGAGGUACUCUCCCAUUCUUGAUUACUCGGAUAAGCACCGUGUCCAGGGAAGCGGCUCCCACGGCCCGUAUAUAUGGAAAGACUUCAGAGGAGAUAAUGGAGGAUUUCCGAUCGUUCUACUUCGACUUCGCUCUUUCAAGUUCAGAGGCUGUACUUAGAUUGGUACUCGACGUUAUUCCUCACGAUAGACUUCUUUACGGUUCUGAUUAUCCAUAUGCAUCUCCCGACAAAUCACUUGGUUUCAAGCAAAUUCUGGACGACUUCCCUCUGGAACAGGAGCUUCGGGACAAGAUUUACUUUAAGAAUGCAAUAGACCUUUUAGGCUAG
Messenger RNA from Penicillium angulare, 951 nucleotides. RefSeq names its product amidohydrolase family protein. Gene Ontology annotation, biological process: secondary metabolic process. The record is from RefSeq and is a predicted model, not a curated record. NCBI's taxonomy places the organism in Eukaryota, Fungi, Ascomycota, Eurotiomycetes, Eurotiales, Aspergillaceae. The transcript is spliced from 3 exons. Gene Ontology annotation, cellular component: cytosol; cytoplasm. Bases 1 to 951 code for a protein of 316 amino acids. Gene Ontology annotation, molecular function: hydrolase activity; carboxy-lyase activity.